Messenger RNA from Camelina sativa (false flax), 2017 nucleotides. The record is from RefSeq and is a predicted model, not a curated record. NCBI's taxonomy places the organism in Eukaryota, Viridiplantae, Streptophyta, Magnoliopsida, Brassicales, Brassicaceae.
UCUGAUUUUUUACCUAUUGGGAUAUAUAUAUCUGAGAGAUCUUGAGGUUUUUGUUACCCCAUUUAUUUCCAUCGAGAUCUCUCAGCAUGUCUCUCAUCAUGGCUUCUCCUUCUUCUUCUUCUUCCAAGUCUCGCAACUACAGAUUCAAAGUGUUCACGAGCUUCCACGGUCCCGACGUCCGUAAAACAUUUCUCAGUCACUUGCGCGACCAGUUUCAAGGCAACGGGAUAACUAUGUUUGAUGAUGAAAAGAUUAAGAGAGGCAGAGAUCUCUCUCCUUCCCUCAAAAGAGCUAUAAGAGAGUCUAAGAUAUCGAUCGUGAUUCUCUCUAAGAAAUAUGCUUCGUCAGGCUGGUGUUUGGAUGAAUUGGUGGAGAUCUUGAAACGCAAAAACGCUAUGAAGCAGAUCGUGAUGACUGUUUUUUACGGAGUGGAGCCAUCCGAUGUGCGGAAACAGACUGGAGAUUUCGGGAUGGCUUUCAAUAAAACUUGUGCGAAUAAGACGGACAAGGAAAGAAAGGAAUGGAGAAAAGCUUUGACUGAUGUGAGCAACAUUGCUGGAGAAGACUUCAAGAAAUGGGAUAAUGAAGCGAACAUGAUCAAGAAGAUUGCAAGGGAUGUUUCAGAUAAACUUAACGAUACACCAUCAAAAGAUUUUGAAGACAUGGUGGGACUCGAAGUCCACUUGAAGAAAAUCCAGUCCUUGUUACGUUUAGAUUAUAAGGAUGAAGCUAUGAUAGUUGGAAUCUCUGGUCCUGCAGGCAUUGGUAAAACUACCAUUGCUAGAGCUUUGAUGAGCCUACUCUCUGAUAGGUUUCAGCUUACAUGUUUUAUGAACCUCAGUGGAAGCAAUCAUAGUGGUCUUCACGAUUAUGGCCUGCAGCUGCGAUUACAAGAACAACUUCUUUCAGAGGUUUUGAAUCAAGAUGGUAUAAGGAUACGUAAUUUAGGAGAGUUACAAAAAAGGCUAAGCGACCUGAGAGUGCUAAUCAUUCUUGAUGAUGUGAAUGAUGUAAAGCAAUUGGAGGUUUUAGCAAAUAAAACCACUUGGUUUGGUCAUGGAAGUAGGAUUGUAGUAAUCACAGAAAACAAAGAUCUUUUGCAGCAACGUGGCAUCAACAAUACGUACCAUGUGGGAUUCCCAUCUAGCAAAGAAGUUCUUGAGAUCUUAUGUAAAUCUGCUUUUAAACAAAGCUCUCCACCUCAUGGUUUUGUGGAGCUUGCAGAAAGCAUCAGACACCUAUGUGGCAACCUCCCAUUGGGACUAUGUGUGAUGGGUUCAUCUUUAUUUGGGAAGAAGCAGGACGAGUGGGAAUGUGUAAUGCGGAGGCUAGAAACUAACUCUUGGCGAGAACUCGAUGACGUAUUAAGAGUCAGCUACGAUAGGUUACAUGAAAAUGAUCAAAUUCUAUUUCUCCACAUUGCAGUUUUCUUCAACUACAAAGAUUGUGAUCUUGUGGAAGCCAUGGUCGCUGAUGAUCGUAACUUGGACAUCAAAUACUGGUUGAAAAUCCUAGUUAACAAAUCUCUUAUAGAGAUAAAUCCCACUGGGGAAAUAGUGAUGCACAAGUUACUACAACAAGUGGCUAGACAAGCCAUUCAUAGACAGGAGCCUUGGAAACGACAAAUAUUAAUAAAUGCUGAUGAGAUUUGCGAUGUCCUUCGAUAUGAGAAUGGUACUAGUAAUGUGUCUGGCAUAUCAUUUGAUACAUCAGGAAUCAGUGAAGUGUCUAUAAGUGUUGGCGCUUUUAAAAGACUGCCCAAUCUACAAUUCCUGAGAGUAUAUAAAAGUAGAAGUGAUGGGAAUUAUAGAAUGCAUAUACCAGAGGAGAUGGAGUUUCCGCGUCGUCUAAGGUUACUACAAUGGGAGGCAUACCCAAGCAAGAGUCUUCCUCCUACAUUUCACCCUGAAUAUCUUGUCGAACUCAAAAUGCGGGAAAGCCAGCUCGAGCACCUCUGGUGUGGAACCCAGGUUGGUGUUGUGCUAUAUAAAUAAAUGAAUAUAUCAAGUUAUAUGAU